Molecule: messenger RNA, 1631 nt
Organism: Drosophila eugracilis
Lineage: Eukaryota; Metazoa; Arthropoda; Insecta; Diptera; Drosophilidae
Product: lysosome-associated membrane glycoprotein 5
Exons: 5
Coding region: 132-1007 (291 amino acids)
Cellular component (GO): membrane
Source: RefSeq, a predicted model, not a curated record
AUUUUAUUUGGGCCGCAGUUGUGCGCAGUACCCGAAGGAGGAAACACGUCGUAGUUGCGUUGAGCGGAGACAGCAGCGUAAAAUAGUAAUUGGAAUUGACUACAAAGUGAACAAGGAUUUUGUUAGAGAAGAUGAAAUUGUCCGGCUUUAGGCAAUCUUUGUCCAGAGUCCAAGGAUUGGGCAAUGGAACGCUAAUUUGUUCAGCGCUCCUAGCACUUUUGGUCUCCACCGCUCAGGGAUUGCAGCUAAGUUCCUUCACAACUAAGACGCCACGGGUCAGCAAGUAUACAACUAAGUCGCCAUCGGCCGCCUCCAUGAACCAUGAUGCCACCGCCUCGCUGUAUCGUUUCAAUGCCACCAAUGGAGUCACCUGCAUUCUGAUGCAGGUAGACGGACUAAUCAGUAUCAAGUACCGAAAUAAACUGAACGAAGAUGUGGAGGCCGAUCUGUACAUGCCGGAUGAUCCCCAACUGAGCGGAGAGUGCGUCGAGUCAAAUAUGGAAAUUCUCACUAUGGACUUUAAGGGUUUCCGGCUGUCCAUGACAUUUAAAAAGUCGUCCGGCGGUGAAGGUUGGUAUAUUACCCUCUUCGAACUGAGCUACUCCUCUUCGAAUUGGCUUUUUGAACACCCGGAUCGUCCUAAUUUGGAUGUGAAACUGACUUCGCCCGCCCAGACGCCCAUGUACUUUCCCACGCCGGUGGGCAAAUCCUAUGUGUGCGACAAGGAGCAGACUGUGAUUAUGUACGCGCCACAUGAUUCUGGAGACCUAUCGGGGCAUAUAGCCAAGCUAUAUCUGCGGGACAUGCACAUGCAGAGCUUCAUGUUCAAGGACAGCGGCAAGUGGGGUCCGUCCUUCCACUGCAGUGCCACAGGAUCCUAUCGCGAUGAGACUGCGCCUUUGGCCGUGGGUACUGCCCUGGCCAUUGCCGUGCUGCUGACCAUUUCAGGAUACGGCGGAUGGAGGUACUUUAAAGUCAAGAAGGUCCAGUACGGUUCUAUGGAGUGAGGAGAGCAGACCCAGGAAUUAAGUGAAGCGUUCGUUUUCGUUCAACUAUUUGAUCAUAUCGUUGUCUACACAUAUCCCCCACGUUUGUUGGAUCUAUUGCAAUCCUGUAGUCCUAUUUUUAAACUUUAAGAGUCCAAAUUAAGAGUUGUCCCGGCAGAUAUUGAGAUUAACAUUUACGAGAUUAUCGGAAUCAACUAAAGAUACAUAUAUGAGAAAUGCAAAUGUCUUCCAUAUUGUUAAUGUAUAAAAUAAUAGCGCACCAUAUAUGAUUAUUAAAUGUUAAUAUAUAUCAUUAUUAACCAACAACUAUUAUUUAACAGGCAGACUUAUCUUAUCAAAAGACCAAAGUUGGCAUCGUGGACGUCAUAUUAAAACUUAUACUCAUGUUUCAGCUAUUUUAAUGAAACACCUUUACUGAAUAUCCGUUUUUUAUGACACAUUGUUAAGCAAAAACUCCUGCACCUCCUAUUAAACAUUCAUUAUCUCUUAAUCCAUUCAAGAGUUUGCCAAUUGAAAUAUUGAAAGAUUUGUGUGCGGGGAAAUACAUAGGAACCUUAAAUGCUUUUUGUUAUAAUUAGUAUUAAUCAGUUUAAAGUGGAAAUAAAUACGGAUGCCUGCUGAAAA